AUGACGAUGAGAAUUAUUACUGAUGCUUUACAUCAGACAUUGAUGAUUCUAGUUUUUAAAACUGAAAUGUUCUUUCAAAGACCCUUUCAUUAUAAGGAGGGACAAUUGAAAACCUUCAGAGAUGUCUCGAAAGGAGACACAAUUUGUGUCCAUUGUCAUAACACUCCAUCCGGAAAGACACUUCAACUUAAUAUUUGA
Molecule: messenger RNA, 198 nt
Organism: Clunio marinus
Lineage: Eukaryota; Metazoa; Arthropoda; Insecta; Diptera; Chironomidae
Source: the annotation of a GenBank genome assembly